AUGAAGUUUGGCAAGCAGCUGGAAAGACACAAGGUCACUGGCUGGGAGGCUUUCUACAUUGACUACGGCGGGCUGAAGCGCUCUCUUAAGGAUCACUACGGGGCCUUGAGGCCCCGUUCAAAAGCAAACGAUGGCGCCUCUUCCAGCGAAGGCUCUCCCCGCGGUGAAUACGAAUGUAAGAUCAGCGACGAGUGGUUCGAGGAGCUGAGUGCCUGUAUCAAUCGGGUGAACUACCUCCUCACAUCGACUGCUGGCGAAGUGGAGGCUCGACUUAGCGCGGCGCAGGACGAUCUCAAGCAAGCUUCUGGAAGUCAUCAUGAGCCGCAGCUGCGAAUGCACCUGCAGAGCCUGACACAGCAGUUGCAGAGCAAGAUUCUUGAUCUGCGUCACUUCCUGGAUGCAAACCACACAGCCGUUUACAAGAUUCUGAAAAAGCAUGACAAGCAGACCGGGUUGUGCACACUGGCUUCAAAGCUCAAGGACUUCGAAGAGAAGGAACCCUUCAAUGAUCAUGCGAAAGCUCGACUCGAGAGGUUGAAGUGUCAGCUGCGUGAGUUUGCUGACCAGCUUGGCCUGGACGGGGAUUUACAGAUGAAUUCUCCGCAUGAUAAGUCGGUCACCGAGAAUCUGUGGGCAUUGGCACGGAUCUCUUUUUCUCUUGGUGUAAUCUCCAUGGCACUUAUAGUGUUGGCGGUCCUGUCUGGAAUGGAGCCUCAAAUAAAUCACUACUCCGUUGAAGAUCUGGCAGCUACGAUACCGGUUCUCCGCCUUUCCUUCAUGAUGAGCUUAACAGCUUGGUUGGCUGGUGCAUGUGCCAGUAUUUUCGAGCGGUACAACAUCAAUUAUUUGUUUCUAUUAGACAUUUCUCCAGACCUGGAUGUAUCACCAAUUUCCUUGCUGAAUUAUGCGUCUGUUCAGACUGGAGUCUGGAUUGUUCUCACAUUCUGCUUCCUGGCAGAUAUGAAAUUCGGUGCCGUGCUUUUCAACAUUCACCCAGAGAUUCAAAAGCUUGGCUGGUCCCUGGCCCACGUCUACUCCUUCAGCGUGCUGAUGCUACAGCUUUGCAUAACUUCUUGGUGGGUGUCGAGGGGCGCUCGCCAGCUCUUCUCGAGAUUAAUCCUGCGCGUCUUUUGCUUCUCUCUGCUCGGGGAAGUUAGCUUCGCCGAAAACAUUUUCGCUGACUUUCUGACCUCGUUUGGCCGACCUUUAAAAGAUGUGGCCUACACUUCAUGCUACUUUCGCAAUUGGCAAACCUUAAACGCCCGUGACAUUCGGGUACAAUGCAAGCAAGACAAGGGGCUCGCAUGGGCGAUGCUUCAAUUAAUCCUGGUGCUGCCACUGGUCUUCCGAAUCGCACAGUGCCUGCGCCGGAUGCACGAUACAGGCGACAAAGCAAGGCACGUGCUCAACUGUGUGAAGUAUUGCCUGGCAAUUAUCGUCAGUUUGCUGGCUGCCGUCCAUCAGCUUCCGCUGGGACUGGCACCAGUAGAAUUCGACAUGGUGCGGAUGUUGAGUUACAUAGCAGCAACGUCCUAUGCUGCAACUUGGGACAUCGUGGUGGACUUCGGGCUUACAGUCAGCAACCGGCACCGCUUGUAUCCUCGCCAUUCGUACGCUGUUCUAGCGUUCGUGGAUGUGGCUCUGCGCACGACCUGGCUGCUGACAUAUCUGCCCGAUUGCCAUGCCUUCGUUCGUGCGUCAACUUUCAACCGCGAGUGCUUCGCGUUCAUGAUCAGUUCGCUCGAGCUCAUACGUCGUGCAGUUUGGGCAGCAGUGCGAAUCGAGCACGAGCAUCAAAGCAAUGCUGGUCGCUUUCGCUCGGUCUGUUGGGUCCCGCCGCUUGAACAUCGAAGACCUGUGGAAUCAGACGAGCACAAACUCCACCUUCAGAGGAAGAAAACGUCGGCAGUUCUGGUGCCUCUCAGUCCAGAGCCGAAGUCGCCUGUGCAAUCGGUGAAAUCAACUGCACGAGCAGGUGCUGAAUUCGUGGAGCCAAGACUGAAGUACGCGAAGCAUGUCAAGGUUCCAUUGCCAGACUGA
Molecule: messenger RNA, 2040 nt
Organism: Symbiodinium sp. CCMP2592
Lineage: Eukaryota; Dinophyceae; Suessiales; Symbiodiniaceae
Source: the annotation of a GenBank genome assembly